AUGGCCAUUCCCGCCUCCUCGUCCUACGGACUGCCCAUCUUCUCACACCGAUACUUCAAUCUUCCUGGUAUCGCGGCUGUCUUGACCACCCUGCUCUAUUUCAAGCAAAAGGCUCUGAUUUACCCUUCGCACAUGCCCCCAAACUCUCGAACCGACGUCCCUAGACCCUCUCAGUACGGUAUCAAGGAUUUCGAGGAGCUCGUCAUACCCACAAAUGAUGGCGAGAAGCUGUCGGCAUUCUACAUCCGGGGCCCGCGCGGCGGGAACAACUCGAAUGUUACCAUCCUGAUGCUCCAUGGCAAUGCCGGCAACAUUGGCCACCGUUUGCCAAUCGCCCGCAUGCUCAUCAACUUUAUCGGCUGCAACGUCUUCAUGCUUGAAUAUCGCGGCUACGGCUUAUCCACCGGAGAGGCCGACGAAGCCGGCCUCCACCUUGACGCGCAAACCGCCCUCGACUACCUCCGGUCUCGCGCAGAGACGAGCAACCAUAAGCUGAUUGUCUACGGACAAAGUCUGGGCGGCGCCGUUGGCAUCAGGCUGGUUGCCAAGAACCAAAAAGAUGGGGACAUUGCCGGCCUGGUCUUGGAGAACACCUUCCUCUCCAUGCGCAAGCUGAUUCCGUCCAUUCUACCGCCGGCCAAGUACUUCACACUCCUGUGUCACCAGGUGUGGCCGAGCGAAUCGCACAUACCUAGCAUCACGUCCGUGCCAAUCCUAUUUCUCUCGGGUUUGCAGGACGAGAUCGUACCACCCCGUCACAUGCGCCAGCUUUAUGAGCUGUCUGCUGCGACCACAAAAAUCUGGAAGCCCCUGCCUGCGGGCGACCACAAUUCGAGCGUGCUGGAGGAAGGCUAUUUCGAGGCUAUCUCGGACUUCCUCGCAGACGUCACCGGCGUGACGAGCAAGGAGGAGAAGCAGCGCCUCUAG
This is a messenger RNA of Colletotrichum higginsianum IMI 349063, 927 nucleotides long. RefSeq names its product Bem46 family protein. Gene Ontology annotation, molecular function: palmitoyl-(protein) hydrolase activity. The record is from RefSeq and is a predicted model, not a curated record. Gene Ontology annotation, cellular component: membrane. Lineage: Eukaryota; Fungi; Ascomycota; Sordariomycetes; Glomerellales; Glomerellaceae. The transcript has 4 exons. Bases 1 to 927 code for a protein of 308 amino acids.